AUGGGCAAUAACCAAGUAAUUCGAUCUGAGAAUGUUUAUGAUAUCUAUAAAACUUAUCAAGUAACAUCUCUUUUUCAAUUUAGAAUCAUUGGUUUGUUGGAGUGGAAAGAGAAGUGUAAAAAUUAGGAUAUAAUAUAAGUGUUAGAUCAGAUCGUUUUCAUAAAAGAAACUUUCUUUCUUUAUAUGAAAUAGUAAAACCACAACAUGAAUAAAUUAUAACAAUGAAUUCUGAAGAAUCUCUAUUUGCCACUGAGUUAGAAAAUAUCAAACGAUCUAAAAAAACUAUUGAUCCAUUUAAAGAAUUUUAAGUUACAACUUUAGUCUAGGAUUGUGAUCCUGGUUAUCAAGAUUAUGAAAAAUAAGUCAUAAAUCAAUUAUCUACUCUUUCUGGUAGCUUGUUAGAAAUCUUUUAAACUUUCAGACGUACAUAACUGCCCAAUAAUAGUCAUGAAUUAGAUACAUUAUUAAUUAAAUUUAGAGAUUCAUUUGUUUAAGUAUUAAAUAUUUUUAAUUUUAGAUUUUAAUACAUUAUUAUGAUCUUAAACACUAUGCUACAAUAAAUUAGUGCUAAUUUUUGAAUGUACAAUCUCUUCAAUGUCUAGUUACCAAUAUGAUAUUUAAUGAUGAUAUAUCUUGCUAUGUUUACUAAAUCAAAAAAUAAGAAUAGAUACAAGAAAAUGAAAAAAUACAUUUUAAAUUAACUUAAUCUUAAAAUAGAACUCUUGCAGAUUUUGGAAUCUCUAUUAAAUAUUGUUUAGAUUGUACUACAAGAGAUUAUAUAUAAACCAAAAUAUCUACUAAGAUAAAUACAAAAAUUUCGAAAAAUGACCUAAAAGAACAAGAAAAUUAUGAAACUUUGAUCAUAGAGGAUGUUGAUUAAACAUAAUUACCUUCGAGACCAUAAGCCAAAUUACUUUAAGGUACUUUUUUUUAUUAAUCGCCUUUUGAAAAAGCAAUUUAAGCUUUACAACUUAUUUAAUUUAGAAAAACUCCUCAUCAUAAAAUCAAAUAGUUAAUAUUAUGUUUUUAAUGUAUAUAUUCUAUCAUUAUCAAUUACUAUCAGUAAUUUGCAUAAUAACCAUCAAAUAUAAGUACUGAUGAAAUGAUUACAAUAUUUAAUUAUGUUUUAUGCUAAUCUAAGAUAUAAAACCCAUAUACUCAUUUCGAUAUUAUGUAGAAGUAUUUAGGAAAUUUAGAUCGUGUGGAAGGUAUCUACCUUACUAUAAUGGAAGCAACCUUUUGUAUUGAUUGA
This is a messenger RNA of Paramecium sonneborni, 1252 nucleotides long. The record is from the annotation of a GenBank genome assembly. NCBI's taxonomy places the organism in Eukaryota, Ciliophora, Oligohymenophorea, Peniculida, Parameciidae.